Messenger RNA from Alternaria rosae, 1019 nucleotides. RefSeq lists its product as uncharacterized. NCBI's taxonomy places the organism in Eukaryota, Fungi, Ascomycota, Dothideomycetes, Pleosporales, Pleosporaceae. The record is from RefSeq and is a predicted model, not a curated record. The transcript has a single exon. Bases 93 to 770 code for a protein of 225 amino acids.
CCUUCGCCGCCGUCAUUUGCGUCUUUAGCUCUCUGUCACGACGCUGAUAACAUACCUACCCCGGCCGACCAUCCAGUCUUUACAACAACACAAUGGCCACCAUGUUCCGCGACUUCUCCUUCGACCCGGCACCGUCACCUGACUACUCCGCCUACGAAGCUGAGCGGGCAGCUAUGAACGUCUCGCCCACGUCACAGGCGAUAGACCCGCAUUACACGCCAAAUCGCCCUCCUACUCCACCAUGCACUAUGGGCGACCUCGCCGUGCAACUCAAUCAGCAAAGCCUUCGCAUCGACACCACUGUCCGCUGCUAUCCUGCUGGCCCUCUCACACCGGGAAGCGAUGAUGACGAAUGCGCGCCUUCCACAAAACAAGAACAGCAGGCGCGACCCACCUACUCGCGCAUCGCAGCCUCCGUCCUCAGAAUGCAACGCCAACAGAGCUCGCGCCUGCAGUGCAGCUCAUCACACGCCCGCGACCUCUCCAAGCUGGUCAAGAUGAUCGAGGAGGAGAAGCAGUGCACCGUCAGCGAGUCCUCGUCGCGAACAUCCUCCACAUCCUCGACAUCUACAUGCGCAUCUGGCAGCUCUGGAGAUGACGAGGGCGUCGACAUGGACUACGAUGUUCCUGCCUCAGGCAUCGAGACACUUGCCAGCAUGCCAGUGUGGAAAGCACACGAAAGGCGCGAGAGCUGCGUCCGCGUCACCCGACCUGUGCGCAUGCGCAAGCGGUCCAAGGGCAACGGCGUAUCGAAGAGGCGGUCAUCAUAGUACUAUCAGUCGAAAUUUGGUUACAUGCAUAGCGAAAGGCGUUUGGGAUGUCACUACGGGCGCAUUAUACCACUUGAUCUUGCUGGAAACAAGGCAACAUUGGACAGGGCCUGGAGAUGUAUUAUUAUAUUACCAUCGGGUGGAAGAGCUCCCUUAGGGUUGAGCCUGGCGUUAUCGGGUGCGACAAGCUGAGCGCUGUCGUUACACCCACCUAACUAUAUAAUCACAACCAUCAUCAACAUGCAACAC